GAUACGCGUAAAACUAUUGAGGGAAGCAAUAGCGCAAGGCCAGGACAAGUUGAAGAGCCAGAACUGUUGGAGCGACUGCUACAAGUCAGUGAUGACGAAUCACAUGCUCUGAUCGCCAGCGAAAUCAUACGCGACCGUGAUCAGGAUCCAUGGGAGUUUCUCGUGGAGUACGCUGAUUUUCAAUGGAACGAUUUGGACUUGGGAGGCCAGAAUAAUGUUGAAGAAGCACCCCCUGCCGAAACUGCUGUUGAGGACACGUCGAGAAACGAUGCAACGGACGACAAGCCCAUAACGAAUCGACACCCAGGAGAGGGCGUGACUGAAUGUCGUAUUUGUCUAUGCCCAUUUGAUGACGACGAUACCGACAUAUGGGUAUGCAGAAGUGACCGCUGUAGACAGCCGUACCACCGAACGUGCAUAAUCCAGAGCAUGGAGCACGACCCAAGAUGUGGAAACUGUCGGACGCUUGUCGAGCUUGAUGUUGAAGACGGAGAGGCGAUCAUCGUUAAGCACGUUCCACCUCCCCCGAAGUGCCGCGUCUGCGGUGAUGCAACCACCGGUUUUGUUUUGGAAGGCCCUCAGUGUGAUCACCAGUUUGAUUAUCGUUGUCUCGUGGACUACAAUGCACAGUUCUACGGCUUGACAGCCUUGGGCGAACUCAAGUGCCCUGCGUACGAGUUUCCAUUUCCCGUUGAUGAUUUCUACGACAGUGAAAGUGGAGACAAUAGCGGAGGCGAUGUGAUCGUCGACAAUGCGUUCGAGAACGAAGGGGAUGAGCAAGAUCUUGGGGAAAACGGCCCAGAUCACAACGCGGAAGAAGUAGUUAUGAUCAGCGAUGGUGAGUACCACGAGAUCGAUUUCAACAGCGAGGAGGAUGGCUCGGACGACGACUAUACUCCAGGUGAAGAAUAG
Molecule: messenger RNA, 912 nt
Organism: Phytophthora nicotianae INRA-310
Lineage: Eukaryota; Oomycota; Peronosporomycetes; Peronosporales; Peronosporaceae
Exons: 1
Source: RefSeq, a predicted model, not a curated record